Molecule: messenger RNA, 594 nt
Organism: Prorocentrum cordatum
Lineage: Eukaryota; Dinophyceae; Prorocentrales; Prorocentraceae
Source: the annotation of a GenBank genome assembly
AUGGCGGAGGAGGCGGCGCAGAUGAACGCGGCUGCCGCCGCCUUCUGCGCCAGCCCGCUCGCCGAGCCCUUCCAGGUCGCGGCGGUCGCCGAGGCCUCGAUGCAGGCCGCGCAGCGGGCGUCCUGGGCGGCACAGUCGGUGGAGAGCUUCGGGCUCGAGCACGGGGAGAGGCUGGCCAGCGAGGGCGGCGACGUCGGCUGGCUGGCCACGCUGCGGCAGGUGACGAGGCAGGCCUCGGAGGCGGCGGAGCAGUCCGCCCAGAACUGCAAGAGCCUCGCCGCAGGGGUGCGGGAGCAGUGCCUGGACGCCCUCAAAGCGAGGAAGUCCAAAGUGCCCUGCAAGAAUCACCUCGCGGGCCGGUGCUCCAAGGGCGCGGCCUGCGAGUUCUCCCACGACGCCCAGGACAUGCAGCCCAGGCCCCUGAUGCUGAAGUCGAUGAAGCAGUGCAUCUUCUUCGCGAAGGGGAGCUGCGUGCGCGGGCCCGCCUGCCCCUUCUCGCACGGCGAGGAGGAGAGCGCGGAGAUCGAGAGGUACGUGGAGAGCCUGCGCAAGGAGAAGAAACAGACCAGCGGUACAAGCACUUUCCGGCGUUGA